AUGGCUCGUUCAUCAAUAAUGAAUGAAACUGUUGUGUUAACGCACAAUCCAUGGCCAAAAAAAACUGGCAUGGAAACUUUAAUGGAACGAUUAGUUUCUACAAAUACCAAAUGUUAUGCAUGUGGCGCACUUGUUUAUGCUGUCGAGAAGAAAAAGACAGCUAAUCAUAUCUAUCAUAAUCGAUGUUUUCGUUGUCGAAUUUGUAAACGAAAUCUAACUGAAUCAUCACUUAAUGAAGAAGGCGAUGAUAUUUAUUGUGCAAAUUGUUAUCGAAAAAAACAAAGUGGUGAUUGCAAUAGUUUAGAUUUUCGACGAGCUGCAUCUGAACGAGCACAAUAUAUUUAUAAUAAUCAUGAUUCUGAUCAAACACAAUCAAGUGGUAAUCCACGACCACCAAUUAGACAUGAUUUUUCACGACAUCCAUCAUUAACAUUACGUCAAAUAGAACGACAAUUUCUUUCUUAUCAACCACCAAAUUUUAACACCUAUAAGAUAAUCGAUAGAAAUUCUCAAACACCUAGUUUAACUUUUGAACGUCCAAUUAUUAAAACAAGUUUUUCUACUCCAAUUAAAUUUAUAACAAUUCGACGUAGUUCAUCAUUAGAAAAAGAUCAACGAUCACCAUCAAGAAAAACUGAACGAUCACCAUCAGUAAAAGCUGAACGAUCACCAUCAUUGCAUUUUUCACCUGUUUUUUCACCUAUUAUAAAGAGUUCUACAAAUUUAAAAGAAACAACAUUUAAAACAUCACGAGAAUUCAAUGAAACAAAAAUUAAUAAUGAACAAUCAAAACCAUUAAUAAACUCAAUUACUAAUAAUCGUUCUCAAUUAAAAAAUAUUCUUAUCAAUUCAACUAAGGUACCAUCACAUUCAAUCGAACCAUCAAAAUCACUCGAACGAAAACAUAGUAUCGUCAUAGAUGUUAAUCAAAAUAAUAAUAAUAAACAAAAUAUAUUUCGCUUUCCAAGUACUACUUCUACUGUUAUUCCAAUUCGUAAUCGAAAUUUGGAAGAAUCACUUGAUUUAUUCUUCGCAAAGCAAAUAUUUGAUCAAUGGUCUUCUUCUUGUUUACUAAAUAACAAGCUACUUGUUGUCUAUCGUGGUCAACUACUUUCUCAUGACGAUAUGAUACGAUUACAAUCACUUGUUGGACAACACAUUACAAUGAGCCAGUAUAUAUCGACAACAAAAGAUAUUCGAAUAGUAGAAAUGUUUGCAGGUAACGGAGAACGUCGACCUCAUUUCGAAUCAGUUGUGUAUGAAAUUGAUACGAGUAUCAUCUAUGAAUAUUAUAAUGAUAAACCAGACCCGUCUAUUUAUUAUUAUGACAUUAGUCAUAUCAGUCAUUUUAGUGAGGAAGAAGUUUUGUUUCGGAUUGGAACUAUUUUUAAAGUGGUAAGCAUUGAAGAACCAUCCGAAAGUAUUGAUAACCGAUGGCAUGUAAAGUUACGUCUUGAAAAAGGUGGUGAUUUUCGAUCCAAAAACACGAUUAAUCGAACACCAAAGGAAAUUGUUCAAUCAUUUUUCAACAAAGCAAGCCAAAAGAAAAAGAUUAGUGUUGAAAAUAUCAUUAAUGAACGUUUAUCUUCGAAUAUUAUAAUUGUUAUGAGCGUUUUUAUCCGUCUUGGUCAUUUAGUGAAACAUCAUCCACAAGAACAACUUCAUUAUUACCAAUCUGCAUUAUCAAAAAUAUCUUCAAACGAAUCAUCUCUUCUAGAAGUUGGUUAUGAGAUCAUACGAAUGCGUUGUACUUCGAGUGUUAACGACUGGACAUCUGUACCUUUGAGCAUUUAUCGUCAAACAGUACUUCAUAUUGAUGGUAAUCUUAGAAAACAAUUAUAUCGUGAACUCGCUCGGAUUGACGAAGCACGUGGUGAUUUUCAUUCAGCUAAAAUGCAUUAUGAUGAUGCUUUGAAGUACACAAAUGAUUGUUUAGAAAGACAAUUGAUAUUGAGUGACUUAGAACGACUUAAUAGUAAAGUCGACGAUUUAAAACCAGUACUUCCAUCAAAUCAGGUCGCUUAUUGGUAUUUAUAUGCUACUGUAUUAACGAGUGAAGAACAAUCACUUAUCGAUCAUAAAUGCGAUAUAUUUCAUCGCCAAUGUGAUGAUGAUGAUGAUGCUGAUCCUGACCAUUUAUUAGAUAUGCCAAAUUGUUUCACAGACGAAUAUAUACAAAACAGUGGUUCUCAUGCGUCAAUAUUUCAGUUAUUUGAUUUAAUGCUUCGUCCUCAUCAACAAAGAAAUAUAGAAGAGAAUAACAGUAAUCAACAGCCAGUAAUUAAUGAUAUUCAAUAUCACCAGCAAAUCCGCGACGAUGAAAAUGCUACUAAUCAACUUAGACAGCAAAUUAAUAACAUUUCUUUGGUUACUGAUGAAUCUUCAUUUACCUCGGAUUGCAUUAUUUCUUAA
Molecule: messenger RNA, 2412 nt
Organism: Rotaria sordida
Lineage: Eukaryota; Metazoa; Rotifera; Eurotatoria; Philodinida; Philodinidae
Source: the annotation of a GenBank genome assembly